UUGCCUUAUUGAAAAGUGGGUUCCAUUAGUUACAGCCCAACCCAAACUCAUUCCCAUUUUCUAGGCCUCGAAAUCAUUUUCUUUUCCCUGCAACCAAACACACCCCAUUUACCUUUCCCACCGCUUCGACCUCAAAACUACUAAAGCCCUGGCUUUUUCAUCCUCUCAACCUCAAAACCUCCAAAAACCCGAAAACAUGGGCAAAGAUCGAAACGAUUCUCCCCUAGAAAACUCCGACGAAGAAAUGGAAACCCCAUCUAACCCGAAAUCGAAAUCGAAAUCCAAUUCUGAAUCCGAACCCGAAGAUUCAAAGCAUAAAAGCCACGGCAAAAGCGACAAAGGGAAAAGACCAAGCAAAUCAAGAAAACGACAUAGCAGUGAAGAAGAUGAUUCGCAUUCGGAUUCUGAAUCUGAGUCCGAGUCUGACUAUUCGGAUUCGGAAUCGGAGUAUUCGAGUUCGGAGGAGGAGAGGAGGAGGAGGAAGAGGAAGAGGAGAGAGAGGGAGGAAAGGGAGAGGAAAAGGAGGAGGAAAGAGAAGGAAAAGAAGAGGAGAAGGAAGGAAAAGGAGAGAGACGAAGAGAGGAAAAGAAAGAAGAGAAAAGAGAAAGAAAGGAAAGAAAAGAAAAAGAAGGAGAAAUUGGAAAGAGGAAAGAAAGGUGCUGUUACUAAUUCUUGGGGUAAAUAUGGAGUUAUCAGAGAAACUGAUAUGUGGAAUAAGCGACCUGAGUUCACAGCGUGGUUAGCAGAAGUGAAACAGAUAAACUUGGAAAGUUUGCCCAACUGGGAAGAGAAGCAGUUGUUUAAAGAAUUUAUGGAAGAUCACAACACGGCCACCUUUCCUUCCAAAAAAUAUUAUAACCUUGAUGCUUAUUAUAAGCGUAAAAUGGAGAAGGAUAUGAAAAAGGGUGUUAAAAAGGUUCUUGAUACAGAACGAACUGUAUUCAAUGAUGAAGAACAGCGCCGGCAAGAAUUGCUAAUAGCCCGUGAAAAGCAGAAGGAAGAACAGGUUGAAUCUUUGAAACGUGCUAUGCAGAGUGGAAUGGCGCAAGCAAUGAAAGAACAAGCUCAACUACGAGAAGAGAUGGCUUACCAGUACAAAAUUGGCAACUUCGAGGCUGCAGCUGCCAUACAAAGAAGGUUGGAUCCAGAUGUUGCCAUGUAAGAAGGGAUAGCCUAUACGGGGCUAACAGCUGCUCAGAGUUGAUGCAUUCGAAAUUAGCCGUGUAAGAUGCUUAUAGAUGGAUCAGCUCUAAGCUUUAUAUUGACUGCCUACCAGAGCAAGGAAUUUUCUUCUAUUCUUACUAGGUUGAAUAUAAUCGUAUCUAUUUUAUUGGGUUAACAGUUUUUUAAUUAGCUUGUGAUCACCCUCGCUCCCAUUUUUGCUUAGGAAUAGCAUGUUUUGUGAUCCAUCUUAAGUAAAGUAGUAUGUUGUGCUAAAUUGAUCUUUAUACCUAAUAGCUCUUCUAUGUUAAUGGAUGAGAUUUUAUGCUUUUGCCAUUGCAUGUUGGAUGCUAAAAUGUUGAACUAUUUUUAUCAAAAAGAAAACAAAUUGGUUUUCUUUUUAAAUUAUUAUAUAAUU
Molecule: messenger RNA, 1579 nt
Organism: Durio zibethinus
Lineage: Eukaryota; Viridiplantae; Streptophyta; Magnoliopsida; Malvales; Malvaceae
Product: nucleic acid-binding protein
Source: RefSeq, a predicted model, not a curated record